GGAGGCGAAUAGCGGUAGCUUUUCAACGCCGAUUUGAAUUGGCGGUGGAGUGGGGGUAAUACGCUAGCUUUUCUUCGCUCUAUGAAAUGGCACCUUGGCUGUCGAGCGCUCUGCUCCGAUUUUCCCGUCUCCACAGGUCUCGCUGAACGAUCAAGACUGAGAAGUACCACCGCGCGGGAUUUCCCGCAAAAUCCGGCAUCGGUUGAGGUUAGAGUCGUCGAUUCGGGGCGCAGUCUUGGAAGUGCGCGUCCUCAAGUGGUCUCCAUCGCUCCGGCGAUCGACGGCAGGGACGCCCCGGUUCUCACUCCCUCGCAUCCGGCUUCCUCGUGCAACAUGACUUCGUUCGUAGCGGAUGUACUGGCCACGGCAGGUAAACUUGAAAAGGUGAAUCUCCAUAAGAACAUUGCCGAGAUACAGAAGGAGAUAACGAAGCUGGAAUAUGAAGUCAAAGACUUUAUGGACGACAAUUACGUCGAGUUCAAUGCGAAGCUGACGAGAGAUGUGCACCUGGUGAAGCGGACGGAGCAGCUGUUGGAGGAGAUAAGUAUUUUGCAGAGCAGAAUAAACGACCAGAUAAAAAUAGAGCUGUCGGGAUCGACGAAGGAGCUGAAGGCGCUCUCCCAGGCGUUGAAGGAGUCCAACACCAGCCUGCAACUGUCCCACCAGCUCAUCGGCCUACACAAGUGCAUAAAAUCGGUGAGGAAGACGCAGGAGGAGAAGGGGUACGUCGAGACCGCCAAGACUCUGCAGCAGAUGCAAUCUCUGUUGGACAAUCCUCACAGUCUUCUGCACGAUCUCGAGAUAUACGCGGCCAUCAGGAAUGAAUACCACGAUCUCUCUCGCUCGUGCCUGGCGGAGGCCUCCGGCCUCCUGCGCGAUCGAAUCUGUUGGGGCGAGGACGCGAGGGAGGGCAAUGCGGUCACCUCUGUUACCGUUAAAACUGAAUUUGACGACGUACAGCAAUUGGUGCAAGGACUGCACAUCAUGGGCCAUCUCGAGACUGAACUCGAAGUAUUUUCCACGAAACUCAUGGAUUCUAUUAUUAAGCCCGUCAUUUACGAUCACUGCUCGGUGUACGUAGUCAACGAGAGGGUGUUCACCGUCGAGAUACUGCAGAGGAAAAAGAUGCCGUGUUACAAGGGCGUGCUGUACAACUUGGAGCUGCUCUUCAAGUUCCUCUAUCAGCAUUUAAACCUGACGGUCGCGGACGACGAGACCUUCCUGAGAAAGUUGCAGCCGCAUCUGCUGGAACGAUUGUCGCGUCCCCUGAUAGCGGACUGCAUCUCCCACAUCAUCCCGACUUCUAACGCGGACCUGAAAAACUUCGAGCCUGUGGUCGAGACGAUUACCGAAUUUCAAAACUACUUGGUAGUAAUUGGAUUUCUCUCCGAGGACCAGCUCUUCUUAUCGGAAUACACGAAUAACAUUGACAAACUCUUUAUCAAUAGAAUAUGUCAGGAUUUAUUAGUCAAAGCUAGAAGUAUAAUGAGGAAAGAUCUGCACGAUUCUGUGCGAUACGAGCCGCAGGAACCAGCCAAACUUAUAAAUAAAACGUUGGAGAACGACUGCGAAUUGUCUAUUGAAAAGGCGUUAAGUGACGUGUUGUUUCAGUUACCAAAAUGUCAAAUAAGCAAAAAUGCACAAGAGACGCUGGAACUAGCGAGAACGAUACUGGACGAGGCUUGCGAUAGCUCGGAUGCUUGCGCCAUUAGAUUAUUUUACACGUGUAGAAAUGUAUUCGAAAUGUACGCCGGUCUAGUGCCCGAACAUCAUAAGAAGUUCUUGGAGACAAUACCGCAACAAGUUGCUCUGUUUCACAACAAUUGCAUGUAUCUCGCCCACCACCUGCUCACAUUGGCGCACGAAUACAGAGACAGAUUCUCGACAAUUGUACAAAAAUUGAACUUGACAUUCGCGGAUCAGGUGACGACAUUCCGGGACGUUGGAUCGCAAUACUUUCUAGAUCAUAUGAGAUAUCAGAGGAACAUUAUUUUCGACAUCAUCAAGGAUUCAGGUUUCUCAGGAUUGAGCCAAGCGCCUCAGCUAGAUCCUAGCACCGAGCGUGCAUUGAGACAAUGCAUAAGACAAUUGGAAUUAUUGAAGACUGUGUGGCUGGAUGUAUUGCCUAUAAAUAUCUAUUGUAAAGCCGUCGGAUGCAUAACAAAUUCCAUGAUUGACGAUUUGGUGACGAAAGUCGUAUCUGCGGAAGACAUUCCAAUUGAUGUCGCGACAGAACUGGUAACUCUAUUUAAUAUGGUGGUGAAACGAACGCCGCCGAUAUUUCCUGAUCAACAGAUUCAGCAGCAUGUACGUAAAUGGCGGAAAUUUUUGGAACUGAUUGAGUUACUUGGCGCGUCGCUGAAAGAAAUCGAAAUUAGAUGGGGAAACGGGAAAGGGCCAUUAGCACAGGAAUUCACUGCUCCACAAGUCAAACAACUGAUCCGGGCAAUAUUCCAGAAUACGGACAGAAGAUCUAAUCUCUUAGCUUCCAUAAAAUAAGAAUUUGAAUGCACAAGAUGGACCGAGACAACUGAAGGGAAGAUAGGCAUAUAAUUUUAUACAUUUUUAUACAAAGGAAUAAAUGUAUCAGAAAUAAAAGAUACUUUUGCUCGUUGCGAUAUGUACAUACAUAUAAAUAAAGAUAAUAUUAAAAACUUGAAACGGUUCCGUUAUCUCAACAUUAUAAAUUGAUUAGAUAAAAAACUUGAGAUUAGUAACAUAAAAACUGUUUGACAAUUAAAAUUAAAAGUAUUAAUAAAUUAAGUUCUAAGCAUAAUUUUUUAAAAUUAAUAAUGGAAUUUUACGAGAGGAAGUUAAUAUUGAAGAAUUAAACACCAAAAUUACUCAACAUUGAAAAUUAACGUGUCAAGACGUGAAUUGCAUCUCAAAAAGAUCUCUCACAAUUUAAUCAAGUCUAAUUUUCUGAUUUAUGAAAAGCACAUAAAAAUUUUAAGUCUUUAAUUUUCAAUGUCAAGUGAUAAUCAAAUUAUGCUAAUAUUUAAUAUGACAAAUUAAUAUCCUUUUUGUCGAGAUACUUACGUGAAUGCUUUACAACUUACAGUGAACUUGCGUACGUCCGAAUUUUGUGUCGGGAUUAAAGCGAGAAUUCCUUUUCCAAGAAUACGAUUCAAGUAUCAAAAUACACGAAGAACGUCGCGCAAACACAACAUUAUGUAAAGGAGUAACGUAUCCAAUAACACGGAAAUUGGCCUGUAAGCUGGUGUCGAGAAACUCCAAGUAACGAAACAGGCAACUGCACGUGGUAAAAAGAAUUUUUUUUUCGCGAAGUGACGGA
Vollenhovia emeryi is the source of this 3295-nucleotide messenger RNA. RefSeq names its product centromere/kinetochore protein zw10 homolog (gene Zw10). Bases 82 to 2499 code for a protein of 805 amino acids. The record is from RefSeq and is a predicted model, not a curated record. Gene Ontology annotation, cellular component: RZZ complex; chromosome, centromeric region; nucleus. NCBI's taxonomy places the organism in Eukaryota, Metazoa, Arthropoda, Insecta, Hymenoptera, Formicidae. Gene Ontology annotation, biological process: endoplasmic reticulum to Golgi vesicle-mediated transport; mitotic spindle assembly checkpoint signaling; mitotic cell cycle. The transcript is spliced from 11 exons.